AAACGAAGGCUCAUUGUGAACUAGGGUUUGCUGCUCUCGUUAGGGUUUACUCAUCUCUGUUUCUGCCGAUCCAGACGAAGAGAGAUAGAGAGAGAAAAUGGGAGUUUUCACGUUUGUUUUGAGAAGCACUGGAGGCGAAUGGAACGCUAAGCAGCUAUCUGGUGAGUUGGAGGCCUCCGCGUCUUCAACUUUCGAGUUGCAGAGAAAGCUUGUUCAAGCUGCCUCGUCUCAAGAUUCAUCUGGUGGUGUUCAGUCUUCUUUCGCCAUGGUUUCUCCAUCUUCUGCAGUUUUCCAGGUGGUUAUCGGUGGAGGUGGUGGAGGUGGUUUUAUCGGGGGUGGCGCUGCUGCAGCAGCAGCACCUUCUGGUGCUCCAGCAGCAGCAGAGGCACCACCAGCUGAAGAGAAGAAGGAAGAGAAAGAGGAGAGUGACGACGACAUGGGUUUCUCGCUUUUUGAUUAAUUAUCUCUCUUCACGUUUGAAUCUAUUUUACUUCUCUAUCUUUUGAGGGAAUUUUGUGUUAGUAAUCCAUGGACCUUCAAAAACUGUAGCAGUGACGAAUAUUAUGGUAGCAUGUCGUCUGGAGAGUUAAAUUUGGUUUGUCAAAGUUGUGGAAUGAUCGCUUCAUGAAAAUGUGCAAAUAUCUCCAUUUUUAGA
This is a messenger RNA of Amborella trichopoda, 655 nucleotides long. RefSeq names its product large ribosomal subunit protein P3y. The record is from RefSeq and is a predicted model, not a curated record. Gene Ontology annotation, biological process: translational elongation. Gene Ontology annotation, molecular function: structural constituent of ribosome. NCBI's taxonomy places the organism in Eukaryota, Viridiplantae, Streptophyta, Magnoliopsida, Amborellales, Amborellaceae. Gene Ontology annotation, cellular component: ribosome.